This is a messenger RNA of Ictalurus furcatus (blue catfish), 3370 nucleotides long. RefSeq names its product kelch-like protein 10. NCBI's taxonomy places the organism in Eukaryota, Metazoa, Chordata, Actinopteri, Siluriformes, Ictaluridae. The transcript has 4 exons. The record is from RefSeq and is a predicted model, not a curated record. Bases 23 to 685 code for a protein of 220 amino acids. Gene Ontology annotation, molecular function: protein binding.
UGUCGUCGGUGGCUUCAACGGCAUGGAGUUCUUCAACACGGUGUGCAAGUUCAAUCCCCUCAACGGAACCUGGAAUGAGGUGGUGCCCAUGAACUUUCUCCGCUGCUUUGUGAGCGUAGCCGAACCGGAUGGAUACAUCUACAUGAUUGGAGGCUUCGAUGGCGUAGCGGGGCUUAACACGGCUGAACGUUAUCAGCCAAGCACCAACCUCUGGAGCCUCAUCCCAUCCAUGCACGAGGUACGAAGUGACACCCGUGUGACGACCUUAGUGGGCAAGAUCUACAUCUGUGGAGGACUCAACGGAAACGAGUGCCUUUUCACGGCCGAGUGUUUCGACCCUCAUUACGAUCAGUGGAAGCGAAUCAAACCGAUGCACAUCCAAAGAAGUGUCGUGGGCGUCAUCGCUCUGAACAACCGAGUGUUUGCAAUCGGGGGUUGUGAUGGAGCCCACAGUCUGCAGAGCGUCAAAGCCUACAACCCUCAUACCAACUCCUGGAGAAUGCUUGCCUCCAUGUUUAACCCACGAAGGAACUUUGGCGUCGAGAUGAUGGACAGCCACUUGUACAUGGUUGGCGGCUACAGCAACGAAAGCACCACAUCCAACUGCGAGUACUACUACAAAGAGAAUGAUGACUGGUACAAGACGUAUAGUGUCAAGUCCAGAAAUCUGCCAUUCUGGAGUUAAGAUACAUAUUGAGACCAGGAUCAGAACUGUAGUGAUGUCUAGUGAUGUUUCCUUGAAAUCCUAAACUCAUGGUAUUAAGUGAGAUAGAAAACAUGACAUGACGUGCUGUUAUUUAUUAAAAUAAAUAAAUAAAUAAUCGACAACAGGGUGGUGUCCACCCCAAGGUGGACUAUUUUACUAUAAACAGCAUAUCCUGAAGUGUUUAUUAUUCCUAAAUUUGAACUUAUUAUAAAACUUUUAUUAUAAACUCUUUUGUCCAGACUGUUACAAAGCAUCGACACUGGAGACUCCUUCCGUAAAUGUUAACGGACUUUCUUUUUAAUGUUUAUGUGGCAUGUAUAAACGAGCUGUUACUAUAGAAACGAUAACACUAUUGUCAGAGCUGCUGUUACAGAGAACUAAUCAACACCUUCUGACUCAAUCAAGAUCCAGAACUCAGCAGCAUUGUGGUUGAAUUAUUUUUGUAUUAUUUAUUAUUAUUUUGUAUAUUAUUAUAUAUUUGUAUUAUUCAUGUAAUUAUUCUGUGCAGUAAUUCAGGACCCCAGGCUAAAUGUGUUACAGUGGUGAUUAAAAGCAUAACGCAUGUCAUAAACGUGAUUUCCUGAAGGUUCAACGUCCAGGACAUGAAUAUCGUCUGCAGUGCGGUGAGCUGCUUUGUGAUAUCCGGGCUUCCCAACGUCACCGACUACACCAUCACGUACGAUCACCUUCUCUAGACACGGAGCUUUUAAAAACGCUAUUAAACCACAUCCCAUUGGCAGUACCUCUGUCUCCAGCUAUUCUAUUUCGAACGAGUUUAUUCGUGGAACCUUUCCGGAGAGGUGAGGGGCGCUAAAACAUCUGAGGCUGUUAAAAAUCAUUUCAAAAUCAAUGAUCGUCAAAAAACCCACAAAACUUUAUUACAAACUUUAUCUUUUUAUUGCAGUCCACAUCUUGCUGUGCAUUCCUGCUUAUACGUGCAAAGCAAAAUAUAUAAUGCAAUAUACUGAUAUUUAUAUACUAUAUAUAUUAUAUAUAUAUAUAUAUGUUCUUUACAGACUUUUUCAUUUCACAAAAGCGUCAACAUAAUUUAUUAUUUUAUUUUAAACAUAUCUGGCAUAUUUAGGCUGGCUUCAGACAUCACACACACACACACACACACUGACUUUUCUCACAGGCAGGAAGUUCUUUGGACUUGUUCACUCGUAGCAGGAGACGGACAUCAAUCCCAACGUCUCAAUAAAAUAAAAAAUAGAAACACUUAAAGAUGGUUUUGUGCACUAAAAUAAUCUAACGCUGAAUACUUUCGGUUAUUUCAGCAGGAGUGGAAAAGUUUUCAGCGAUACUAGACGUACCUAUAUUUCUACCGUAGCUAACGAUAAUCAGCACGUCUGUGUGAAAAAAGGAUAACUUGAAUAAUAAUAAUAAUAAUAAUAAUAAUAAUAAUAAUAAUAAUAAUAAUAAUAAUAAUAAUGUGAUGCCGUUUUUUGUUUUUUGCUCCUCCUCCAAAUUUUCUCAAAUAUCACAUAAAACAGAACUAUUCAGAACAGAUAUUCAAACUGUUCUCCCAUAACGGACUGGCGAAUCUACAAAUAGAUUAGAGAAUAGAGAGAGUCUCUAGGUUAUAAAUACAGGCAGAAAUUCUAUUCACACACACACUAAACCAAUUCCUCUCGGAGACGAAAACCACUCAGGAUUUUAUCUUUUUUUCUAAAAACUAAAAAUAUCAGCGCAUCUAAAGUGUACUUGCACUGUUUUUUUUUAAAUGUAUUAUUUGUAUUUUGUAAACAAGAAAAUAAUGUGGCCUUCGUUCUCCAUUCCGUACACAUGGAAAGAUGUGACAGAUGUUACUUUAUUAUUAUUUUAUUUUCCAUUUUGUACUAAAGCUGUUUGGUGUGAACUGGGAAAUGUUCCUUUGUAUAAACUGUGCAGGUUUUUGUUUUUGCUGCAAAACAAUUUCAAUAAAUAAAUAAAUAAAUAAAUGUUCUAGAUUAAAGAUAAAGAUGAAAAUUACUGUUUAUUUAUUUAUUUAUUUUAUUCACCUCACAGGAAAAUGAAUAAUGAAGUGGAAUUUAAUAAUAAGGUCGACGUGUAAAUAAAGCGAGCAAAACCGGAUUCAAAAGGACCCUUUAGGUGGCCGUGAAUUUCGCCUAAUCAAAAGAAGAAAAAAGUUGUCUUCUUUUGCGCCUGUCUAAAAAUUGUUGCGAAUUAAAAUUCAGGCGUACAGUACAGUUAUAUAAGCAGAUGCUCAAUAAGAGCUUUUAUUUUAUUUCUCGUUAUUUAUAAAGCGUAAAUGCUCGCGCAUGCGCAGUAUUAAUGGAACGGUCCACUCUAAAACAUGAUGGGGGACGCAUUUGUGUAGACUUAACGUUAAAACUUUAACGGUGAUAUCCUGACCAAACAAAAUAUGACAGAAAAUGAAUAUGUUAUAUAUGAUUUAUAUAGGCUUCUUGGUAUUUGAUGGGGCCCCAAUUCCCUGGAGCCCUAAGAGGCCGCUUACCUCGCUUAUUGGUUAAGUCUUCCCCGGCUGCCACCUGACACGGUACAUAUUAUACAAAAGUGUGUAUAUUGUACGAUGUACUUGUUGUAUGAAAGGUGCUAUAUAAAUAAAGAUUAUUAUUGUUGUUGUUGUUGUUAUUAUUUAGGUUUCUUAUAAUGAAUACAGGUCUUUAUUUCGAUUAGCAUUCCAAAGCAAGAACUGUUUUC